AUGGGGCGCCUCGCAGGGCUUCCUCCCGUCCCGGCCGCCACCCUCCUCCUCCUCUUGCUCUGCUGCGCCGCCGCAGCCUCCCUCGUGCUGCGCGGCCGCGUGGCGGAGGGCAACGAGAGGCCCAUCAUUGGGAUAUUGUCACAGGAAUGUAAUUUUGAGAAGUUCCGCAGAUUUGGAAGUUCUUACAUUGCAGCUUCGUAUGUGAAGUUUUUGGAAUCUGCUGGUGCCCGAGUUGUGCCAAUAAGAUUAAAUCUUUCAGAUGAAGAAUAUGAUAAAAUAUUCCACUCUAUUAAUGGGGUACUUUUUCCAGGAGGUGGUGUGGAUCUUAAGACUUCAGAGUAUUCCAGGGUUGCUAAGAUAUUUUACCACAAGGCAUUAGAGGCUAAUGAUAAAGGAGAUUAUUUCCCAGUAUGGGGAACAUGUCUUGGACAUGAAGAACUUACCUAUCUCACAAGUGGUGAAGUUUUACUUGUUAAUACCAAGACAAAUGGUUUUGCACUCCCUCUGAACUUUACCUCAGCUGCAAAAGACAGUAGAUUAUUCAAGAAUUUCCCUGAUGAUGUAUUACGUGCGUUUGCUACUGAGCCGUUGACAUCAAACUUUCAUAUGUGGAGCCUCUCCAUGGAGAAUUUCACAAAGAAUGAAAAGCUUCGUAAUUUCUAUAAUGUUCUGACCACUAACACUGAUGGUGAAGUGGAGUUUAUAUCUACCAUGGAAGCAUACAAAUACCCAGUUUAUGGUGUCCAGUGGCAUCCAGAGAAAAAUUCUUUUGAGUGGAAGAAUUCACCAGGCAUUCCACAUUCCCCACCAGCUGUAAGAGCAGCAUAUUAUAUAGCUGACUUCUUCAUUAAUGAAGCCCGGAAGAGCCUACACCAUUUCUCCAGUGAAGAUGAGGAAACAAAAGAAUUGAUUUAUAAUUAUACUCCAAUUUAUACAGGAACAUUUUCUUCAUUUCAGCAAAUCUAUUUUUUUGAUUGAGUAUCAUGUCAAAGGUGCAGUGUUGCUAUUUAUAAAUGGAAUUAUUUGCCAGCAUUGCGUAAUUAAGCUGAUAAAGUGCACUGCAUGUGACAGAAAGCCAGAACAGUUCUUUUCCUUUACAAUGAUUUAUCCUGUGUUUCUUCUGCCCUGUUGGACCACUAAUGUAAAAAUUCACAUUCAAUAACAUAAUAAUUAUCUUGGGUCACACUUUAAGGUAAGCUACAGAAAAAUGCAUUUUUCUUUGAGGGAUGAGGUCUUGAUUAUGCUUAUAAACUUGGAAGUAAUCACGUUUAGUACAAGGAAAAACACUGUAUUAAUAUAUUUUAAAAUACGAGAGAUAUCUUUGUAAAAUAUU
Molecule: messenger RNA, 1333 nt
Organism: Gavia stellata (red-throated loon)
Lineage: Eukaryota; Metazoa; Chordata; Aves; Gaviiformes; Gaviidae
Gene: GGH
Product: gamma-glutamyl hydrolase
Exons: 9
Coding region: 1-978 (325 amino acids)
Biological process (GO): tetrahydrofolylpolyglutamate metabolic process
Cellular component (GO): vacuole
Molecular function (GO): gamma-glutamyl-peptidase activity
Source: RefSeq, a predicted model, not a curated record